Molecule: messenger RNA, 9731 nt
Organism: Aquila chrysaetos chrysaetos
Lineage: Eukaryota; Metazoa; Chordata; Aves; Accipitriformes; Accipitridae
Gene: TRANK1
Product: tetratricopeptide repeat and ankyrin repeat containing 1
Exons: 24
Coding region: 51-8969 (2972 amino acids)
Molecular function (GO): protein binding; ATP binding
Source: RefSeq, a predicted model, not a curated record
CCGGCGCGAGUCCCGGGGGCCGCAGCGCGCGGCGGCGGCGGGCAGGUAGCAUGGAUGCCAUGGAAUAUGCCCAGCUUAUGCGACAAGCUGGAAACCAGGAUUUUAAAAAUGGAAAUUACUCUUUGGCCAUCAGAAAGUAUGAUCAAGCUCUACAUAUGCUCGGUUGUUUAAUGCAGUGGGUCCCGUGUUCCAGGGACAUAGCUGUGUUACACUGCAACAAAUCAACUGCCUUGUACAGUCUUGGUAAAUGGAGAGAAGCAGUGUUUUCGGCCUACCAGAGCUUACACUGGGAUCGGGAGUAUGUUAAGGCUUAUUACAGAGCUGGCCACUCCUUAAUCAUGUUAUCAGACUCUUAUGAGGCAAUUUCUAUGUUUCAUAAAGGUUUGAUUCUCCUAAAUGCUUCUGCAGAUCGAACUCAAGUUGCUGAUUUUGUAGCAGGAAUCUUCAUGAGUGUCAACGAUGAACGAGUCUUUCCACCGACUUUUCCCCCUGCAUAUGAUUAUGUUUUCAGUGCAAGGUUUGAUGCACUGAUUUGGCAAGCGGUGAUAGAAAGGUUGGCCCAGAAAGGGAAGUGGCGGUCUUGUCUGUUGUUGUUGUCAGAGAAGAAAGAGUUGCCCGCCAAUCUCAGAGUCAACCAGUUAUCACUGAAGAAUCUCUUUGAGACUUCUGAGUUGUAUGGGCAUGGUGAGAAGAUGCAAGAAGUAGCGGAGUUAGUCAAGUGGCUAAUUUCCAUUGGGGCAAAAGUUGAAACCAUUGGAGUGUAUCCGCUUCAUGCUGUUAUCAGACUGUGUAUCAAAGCAAGAAAGAACCAUCUCUUCAGGUGGUUACUGACUCAGAGGCCAGACUUGAAGGAUAGGCUCAACCAGCAAGACAGAGAUGGGUGUACCCUCCUGCAUAUUGUGGCAUCUUCCAGUGAAUAUUCCCAGAAACGCAGCCAAACAGAAGAUGUGAUCAUGCUCCUGAAUUUUGGGGUUGAUCCCACUGUUCCAGAUGUGCGGUCAAGAUACGUCAUAGAUAUCUUGAAAAAGAACAAAAACUUCGAUGCUGUAAAAGCAGUCAGCAAUCACAUUGAGAAACACCCUUCCCCUGAGAAAUGGACAGGGGGGAAUGAAAGCAGAGCCAUAGCUGAUACAGAUUCUCUCCUGGAUGUUCUUGAACAGUUUGUCCAGUUCUACAAGUUUGAAAAUGGAGCAUAUCAUAAAAAUGUCUUGAAGGAAGAUGCAGUUAAGCGAUUUCUGAAACUGCUAUCUUCUGUGAAAGAAAUCCCUGAAGGGGUGGUUUGUAACAUCUCUCAUGCCUGCGCUAACAGCUUCAUAAAACAGUUGCUGGAGAAGCAAAUGUGGCAUAAAGUUUUGCUGCUGCUAACAGGGAAAGCCAGUGGGGAAAAGCCGUCAGGUGGAGGACUCUUCAAAAACUGCAGUCUUUCAGAUGUUGACAUCGGCAACGUUAUCCAACAGUGUGACAGAUCGGAUAAGCAAGUGCACCUCAUAAGAUGCUUGAUUGAACGAGGAGCUCUGCCAGAUGGGAUUGGAACCAACUCUGAAAUACCACUGCAAAUAUGCCUCAAAAAGAAUUAUUUUGAACUAGUGUAUUUGCUGCUGACCAAAGGUGCAGAUCCUCAAAAUGUCUCCAUUGCACAAGGAGAUACUCCUUUGCAUGCUGCAGUUUCCAUCUGUUUAAAUAAUAGAGAUGGCACUGGUUUAAACAUCCUGAACUAUCUGCUUGAUCUCUUUGCUUCAAGACCUUCUGACUUUCCAUAUCUUAAUCCAAACAUACAAGAUGAGAAUGGAAAUACAGUGAUGCAUGUUGUUUUUCAGAGAGGAUUUUCAAAACAGGCUAAGAGAAUAAUGGAGUCAUUGGCAAAAUUUGAUGUUAACUUUAAUAUAAAAAACAAAUUAGGAAGAGAUGUGAGGCAUAGAAUUAAAAAAAAUGACCCACUGCUACUUGCCUGGAAUAAUGCUACACUGGAGAAAAAGAAGUACCGGCAGGAUAUAGCAGGGCAGUCAGUUAAAACAUCUAAGCCCAUUCCAGCCUCUGAGAUUUCACAGCCAAAGAGCACAGGGCGUUCUUCAUCUGGGUCCUCAUUAAAGGCGCCAUCUGGCAGUGCAGUGCAUAAUGAUUUAAAAACCCCGUGUUCUGUAAAGACAAAAAAAGAUCAGUUGGCAAAGCAGGAAACAGAAGGAAUAAAUAGCCCCUUAACGCUGCAGGAAAGUCUAGUGCAGGCAAUCACAGCUUUAAUUCAGCAAUUAAAAUUGGGUGACACCCUGAGAAAGGAUCAUCCUCUGGUACAAAAGCCAUCUUCAGCCAAGACUAAUGUGGAAGAGGGAAGAAGUGAGUCCUUGCAACCUUGUGGAAGCAUAGCUUAUCCUGAAGGAAAAGGAGGUGAUUGGGAGAAAAAGAAGGGAGCAGGGAAAUUUAGUAUGGACCUGCCUGAUGGAGAGAAGGAAGAACCAGAGGAAGAGAAGGGGAAGAUUCCGGAUAUUGAGGCAUAUGUGCAGGAGUUUGAUAAUAUGACCUGGGAAAUAGAGUGCACUCCUGAAAUGCUGAAGACGUUGGGCAGCAAAGCUGUGCCUCAUUAUCUGAAAACUAAAACUAUAAUGACAAUUAAGCAUCUUGGCAAUGGGGAAUGGACUAGGGGCCUUCAGAAGCCACUGAAACACUUGAAAGCUGAUAUCCAGCUGUAUGAGGCCAAGUUGGGCAAAGGUGCAAGAAUGCUAUGGGAACUUGCGAUUGACUUUUCUCCUCGUUGCAGCGAGAGUGCGGAAAAGAUCAUGGAGACAGAACAGAGAAAAUGUCUUCCAGAAAAAUCUGGUAGAGUUUACACAGAAAUAAUCAGAAUUUGGGCCAUUGUUCUUGACCACUGCAAGCUGAACCGUGUCUUAGAUAAUAUAUGUAUUUCCUACAAUCGUGGUUUAUCCUGCAUCUUGAGGAAAAAGCUCAAGGGCAUAAAUGAAGGACGUCAGAACCACAAUGUGACAACACAGAAGCGUGUUCCACGUUGUUAUGUUGAAGACCCAGAGGCAGAAAUGUCAAAAGAACAUACCAUACCUGAGUAUUUCCCUCCAGCCAGUGCAGCAGAGUUGGAAUACAAUAUAAUGAAAUUUCACAGCUUCAGUACUAACAUGGCGCUUAACAUUAUAAAUGAUGUACAUUCUUCUGUUGAAUACCCUUUCAGGGUUGGGGAGUUGGAGUACGCAGUAAUUGAUCUCAAUCCAAAGCCCAUGGAACCAAUCAUUUUAAUAGGGCGAAGUGGGACAGGAAAGACGACUUGCUGCUUGUAUAGGCUUUGGAAGAAAUUCUAUUCGUACUGGGAAAAAUCCACCUUGGCAAAUGGUCCUCUGCUGGAGAGGCAAACGUGGCAGCAAAGACAGUGCAGUGAGGUUGAAAAAGCUAGGUUAGAGAAGGAAGAGAGUGAACUAAAACAGGACAGUGAUGAUUCGAGUGAGGAACAGAUGAGCGACGAGCAAGACCGGGACAGUGAGGAUGAAAAUUUUCCUGCAGGCACAGCUGGUGCAGAAAUGAAUUCAUGUGAUGACCAUGAAGAAGACGAAAUGUGUAGUGCAGAAGCAUUGAACACGCUGGAGCACCUGCACCAGAUCUUUGUGACAAAAAAUCCUGUCUUGUGCCAGGAAGUUCAGAAAAAUUUCAUUGAACUUAGCAAGUCUUCCAAGGUAACCAGUCACUUCAAGCCUCUGGAGCCAAAUGUUCACAAGCUACAAGACAUUAAAGAUGAAAAUUUUCCUCUGUUUGUCACCUCCAAGCAGUUAUUGCUGUUACUGGAUGCAUCCAUGCCUGACCCAUUUUUUCCAAGAAAUGAGGAUGGAAGCCUUAAAAGAAUCAUUGUUGGUUGGAGUCCUCGGGAAGACUUGGUUGUACCAAAUUGGCAAGAUGAGGAUGAAGAAAGUAAUUUUGAAGCAGAACAUGGUGAUGAUGAAGGAGCUGCAGAUGUGUACUCUAGGGAAAGUGAUCCUCGGACUUUUGUGACUUACGAUGUAUUUGCAAAUGAAAUAUGGCCAAAAAUGAUAAAAGGUAAAAGCUUGUACAAUCCAGCACUGGUUUGGAAAGAAAUAAAAUCAUUUCUGAAAGGCUCUUUUGAGGCACUGAGUUGCUCUGGAGGUAAACUUACUGAGGAGCAGUACAAAAAGCUAGGCCGAAAGAGAUCACCAAACUUCACAGAAGACAGGAGUGAAAUCUAUCACCUCUUUUGUCUUUAUCAACAGAUACGAUCACAGAGAGGUUACUUCGAUGAAGAAGAUUUGCUGUAUAAUUUAUCUCAAAGACUCUUAAAGCUCAGGGAGCUUCCGUGGUCCAUCCAUGAGUUUUAUGGUGACGAGAUACAGGAUUUCACCCAAGCUGAGCUAGCGCUGUUAAUGAAGUGCAUCAAUGACCCUAAUGCCAUGUUUCUAACUGGUGACACUGCCCAGAGCAUAAUGAAAGGAGUUGCUUUUCGUUUUAGUGAUCUGAGGUCACUGUUUCAUUACGCAAGCAAGAACUCCAUGAACAAGAAGCAGCGUGUUAGGAAACCAAAAAGGAUAUAUCAGUUGUACCAGAACUACAGGUCCCAUUCAGGUAUUCUCCGUUUAGCAUCUGGAGUGGUUGAUUUGCUUCAGCAUUAUUUCCCAGAAUCUUUUGAUCGGCUUCCUAAAGACUGCGGUCUCUUUGAUGGACCGAAACCUACGGUCUUGGAGUCCUGCAGUGUUAGUGACCUAGCAAUUCUGCUGAGGGGCAACAAAAGGAAAACACAGCCCAUUGAAUUUGGAGCACAUCAGGUGGUAUUAGUGGCAAAUGAAACUGCAAAGGAGAAGAUACCCGAGGAACUUAGUUUAGCACUUGUUCUGACAGUUUAUGAAGCAAAGGGCUUGGAAUUUGAUGAUGUACUCCUUUACAACUUUUUCACAGACUCAGAGGCUAGUAAAGAAUGGAAGAUAAUUUCUUCUUAUACUCCUGAUUUGGAUGUGCAAGUAGGAAGCAAAUUGCUAAUUGAAAUGCCUUUAGAGGAUGCUACUGGUAUGCAGAAAAGAACUCCUUUUAAUGUAGAAAUGUACAAGAUGCUGAAUGGAGAACUAAAGCAAUUGUAUACUGCCGUUACAAGGGCCAGAGUCAAUCUUUGGAUUUUCGAUGAAGACAGUGAUAAACGGGCUCCAGCUUUUAAGUAUUUCAUCAAAAGAGAAUUUGUUCAGGUUGUCAAAGCAGAUGAAAAGAAAGACUUAGAUGACAGCAUGUUUGCUAAAACUUCAACUCCAGAAGAAUGGAUUGCACAGGGAGACUACUAUGCUAAACAUCAGUUCUGGGAGGUGGCAGCCAAAUGUUACCAAAAGGGAGGAGCAGCUGAGAAGUCAAAACUGGCCCUGGCACACGACGCUGUUCUCAAAGUGCACUCAAAGAAAAGCAGCCCCAGGGAAAAACAGAUGGAAUAUAUGACAUUGGCUAAAACUUACUUGGAAUGUGGAGAACCAAAACUAUCACUAAAAUGUCUGUUUCAGUCAAAGGAGUUCCGGCUUUGUGCAGAACUGUGUAGAAAGUUAGGAAAGAUGAAAGAUGCUGCAGUUUACUAUCAGAAAAGCCAGUGCUACAAAGAAGCAUCUGAAUGUUAUGAACAAAUUGAGGAGUUUGAUCUGGCAAUUAAAAUGUAUUGUCAGGAAGAACUCUAUGAAGAGGCAGCAAAGGCAGUUGAAAGAUAUGAAGAGAUGUUAAACACAAAAGGACAAAUGGUUUCCAAACUCUCAUGUACAGCAAAUCAGUUGUAUUUGGAAGCAGCUGCAAAGUACCUGAGUAUGAACAGAACUGAGGAAAUGAUGCAAGUCCUCUCAAAACUUGAUAUAGAGGAUCAGCUUGAGUUUCUGAAGUCUCGUGGAUGCUUGCGCCAAACAGCAGACUUGCUGAAAAGGGAAGGUCGAGAGGAAGAAGCUGCAAAGUUAAUGAAACAACACGGGUUUGCUCUGGAAGCAGCCAACCUCACAGCUAUAAAAGAAUUUCGUGCAUUGUGUUUGCUUGCUGCAGCACGUGCCGGUGUGACUCGCUGUUCAGAAUCGGACGUGGUGGACUUGGAGGUCAUCCUAAGAGAAGCCCUCGAACUUUGUGAACAAACUGAGCAAAAGUCUGGCAUUGCUGAGGCUGUGUUUUUGCAGGGAACUCUGAAGGGAGACUUCGCAAAGCUGAGCAAUGCAUACUGUCAGUUCCUAUCUCUGAAUCACUCUGCUGGUGCAGUUGAAGCUCUCUUUGCGUUAUCUCGCUGCAGCACUCAUAACCAGAACAUCCUCUUUAUGGCAACGCGUGGCUUAAUGGCUCUUCUGAGUCUGGUUAGGGGUUUGAAGAAAGCAGCCACCAAUGCGGAGAAAGAUAUGGUGAAGUCAUGCUUUGCUUAUUUUGGGAUUGUCCCAACAGGUGACAGUUGCCAGGUGUCUCAAAAUGAAGCUGAACCCAUUCUCAAGUUUUUGCCAGACAAGCCAAGUCUAAAAGAGAGGAAGACAAAAGGUGAUUUCUCAGUAAGCACAGAGGAGGUAAAAUCAGCUUUGAAGCAGCACUUGUUAAGCAGGUUGUGCUCUAUCACCCAUGUGUUACUGAACAGGCAUUACCCUGGUAUUUGUAUGAAGUUCAUUGUUGGCUUGAACUGUGAAGAUAAAACCUGUGAGGAUUACCAUAAGCCCUUGUUGCGCCAUGAAGCAAAGACAAUAUUUCAGUGUAAAAUGCAUCUGGUGGCAAUAAACGGACUGCUGUUGGAAGCCACACGCACUUUCCCUAAAGAGCUACUGAAUCAGUGCAAAAGCUUUGAUGAUAUUUUGACUGCUGACAGAUAUGCAUCGUGUAAAGCCCUCCUAGAAAUGUUUUUUCCUAAUCAUUUUCAUUUGAGAAUACUGUCUGAGAACCCAAAGGCAUGCAAAGAAAUACUGGAAUUCAGUAACAUUAUUUCCAAACCCUGUAGAGCAGUGUUGAAGGAGUACAUCACAUUUAAGUUUAAAAAUGAAGACACUGCAGCCAGAAGAGAAUCAACUGACUUGUGGCUAAGUGCCAUGCAAGUUUUCAUCUUAUCUUCAGGAUAUCCUGAGGAAUUUGAGAAACUUCUUUUUAAGGAAGAGGAUGAUUAUAACAAAGAGCUAAACUUUGCGUUGUCAAAGGCAAAAAACUCCCCAAAGAGUAAAGGCCAAGGAGGAAAGGCCAAAGGAAUAGAGGGCAGACAUGGUAUGUUGCUGCCUGACAAAAAUGCCGAAAAUGCAGGAAGAACGCACUUGUGCUUCAUUCGACUUCUUGAAAAUUCACUUGAGCAAUUCUAUGUUCAUAAGAACCCGGAAAACUGUAAAAGGUUUUUUUUCCGUUUUAUGAAUGUCCUGGUCAAGAAAUGCACAAGAUACCUGAUUCCAAGCAUAGGAAACACGGUGAUGUUGUUGGAAUUCCAGUAUAUGCUCUGUUGUGCUGUCCUGAUGCGUCUCUCCAAGAACAUUACUCUCUGCUUUCCAAAGAGUUACAUUGCUCUCAUUCAUUACUGGGAGUUUUUGUUCAGAAGCAAGGACCAUAACAAAGAACUUAGAGACACAUUUUCUAUUAUACAGGAGUAUAGACCAAAGGAUGCAUAUGUAGCUGUACAGAAUUUCAGAUUUCAUCUCUGUUAUCUAGCAGAAGUUUUGUGUGGAGUUCAUGGAAAGUUCAAUGUCCUUCUGGAUGCUUUCGAGGAUCCUGAUUGCAUAACUUCAGGGGAGGCUGAGCGGACCGUAGUGCUGUGCUUAGUGAUGUUACUGAAUGCUGACCAGGUACAGAAUUCUAGAUAUAGAGCCCUCUUACGCCACCACUUCCCUGAAAUCAAGGUGAUGCUGAAAUCAGUGAGAAAAGACUCUCCCUCUAAAGUGCCUGAAAGAUUGCUAAGGGUUGUGGAACAAGUGAGUGAUGCUACACACGUAAGAGAAAUCGCUGCAGGCCUGCAAGAGCUGCUGACAGAGCGAGAUGCAGAGUACUUGGUUGACUGCCGAUGGAAGUGGGACUCUGCAUACACUCAGGGGCAUCCACCCAUACGGGGCAUCCUGUAUGAAACCAUAAACCUUGACAGGUUUAUGACCUCUUUGGAUAAGACAGAAUACACUGAUGAGCUAGAAAAGGAACUUGAAAGGGUUCAUUGCUUAGAGGACCAAAAGGAUCCCCUGGAAGUCAUUGCACUCAGCAAGCAACAGAAGCAAGAGCAGAAAGCAUCUGCUCAACGCCAGCUGCGUCGUGUCUUCCAUUUUGUUUUUCUAUGCAUGAAGUGGAAAAGGAAGGCCUGCUCCAAAGCUGAGCCUGUUGCAAUGGAAGGAGAGGAAUUUUUAUCAGAGAUCUUCAAAAAAGCAGAUAUUGACCAAACCCAGUGUGACCUCUGUGGAGUCAGAUUUAUCCAGAGCUCUGAGAACUAUUUCAGCCGGUCAGAAAACAUGGAGGCAGACACUUCUGAAGCCGUGACACCAACAGAGAUCAGCGGGGAGGAAAAGUUGCAUGCAGAAGGAAAUGCAUUUUCUGUGGCCAGUGAGGCUUACGUAGAGCACAGAAACACAGAUGAACACAGAAAUAAUAAUGUUGCCUACAAAUACUACGCCGACUUUUUUAGAAGAAAGAUAGAUCCAAUAAUAUAUGAUGGACUGGUAGUAGUGGAGGCCAUUACAGAAAAGACUUACACCCGAGACUACUUAGCAUAUAAAGAAGGUUCCAACUUACGCCAGAGGAAAAUCAAAGAGAAUAUUAAGAAGAUUUCAGAUGCAGUAGAGGAAAUCUAUGAGAGAAAAGCCUGGGCUAAAGCUGAAGAAAUAAUAACCAAACAUGCCAACAAAUUGGUUGCCACCAUUGAUGAAGCUCGUAAGUGGCUGAAGAAAAUGGACUCUCACAGGAUAAAAGAAGAAGGCUUUGUGCAUGACAGAGACUUGGAAAAUGAAGUGGAAGAUGAAAGCAUGACUUUUGAAGAACUUGUCUAUAAAAAACCCUCAAGAAAAAAAGGAAGAUGUGGGAAAUGGUAAUGAGAAAAAAUAUGCAGGAUUAAAAAAUUGUUAAAAAGAAAAAUAGAGGGAUGGGGUCAGAAAUGGGAAGAGUCUGAAGAAAAAGAGCAACUUACGCUAUUUUUUGUAUCACUUGUAUUGUGUCAGAAUAAUUACCUAUGUGGUGAUGAUGUAAUUGUUAAAACCUAUCACAGGACAAAUUUCCUUUCAAACCUAUGUGGUAGCUUGAGAGUAACAAAAAGCCAAAGAAACAAACAAGUAGAAAAAAUAAUAAUGUUUCUGCCUUAUCUCAGGGGUAUUUUUCCGGUCUUCUUUUUCUUCUUCCCUGUUAAUUUACAUCAUCAUUCUUCUGAGCUGGAAUACUCAGAAAAAUAGUUUCUGUGUUUUUAGUUUCUCUGAUUUUAAGAGGUUUUAAUUGGUGUUUUUAGGUUACCACUGUAAACCUGCUGUGUUCUGAGUCUUGUUAUGUUUGGAAAUUUUUGAGUCUUCAGGUGAGAUACUUAGAGUAUCUCUCUUUUCUAUUUUUAUAGACAAGGACAGUAAUUUCUAAACAUGUCUUUUUGACAGUGUUCAUACUUCUAAUUAGAUAGGUAUGAAAGUUAUAGAUUGUCUUCUAUUUGAUCAAGUUUUGAUAUAAACUGUUACCUGUACAUAUUGAAUUACAGAUAAUCUUUCUUUAAAAGACUGUUAGACAUUUUAAGUGUUUUGUAAGUUUUAAUUGAUAAAAGGCUUUUUGUAAUGUAUAAUAACAUUUUUAUAAAACCUGUAAGAUUUUUAAAAUCA